Brachypodium distachyon (stiff brome) is the source of this 1818-nucleotide messenger RNA. RefSeq names its product EID1-like F-box protein 2. The transcript has 2 exons. Bases 589 to 1335 code for a protein of 248 amino acids. The record is from RefSeq and is a predicted model, not a curated record. Lineage: Eukaryota; Viridiplantae; Streptophyta; Magnoliopsida; Poales; Poaceae. Gene Ontology annotation, molecular function: protein binding.
UUUCUUGAAGCUUGAUGAAUUCCUACACUCCCUUUUUCCUCUUUCCCUUCCUGUUCCGCACCCCUCUCUCCUUCUGGCCCAUCUCGCUGCCAAGCGCCCUAGAUCCCUACCCUCGCUCGUCUUCCUCCUCGCGGGAGCGCCGCCGCUCCUCCGUCCUACUGGCGCAUCCCGCUGCCGAGCGCCGCCCCAGCUCACUCGCUCGUCUUCCUCCUCGCGCGAGCACCCUAGACCCAUCCCCUCGCUUCUUCAUCCUCGCGCGAGCGCCGCCGCCCUCCCUCCUUCUGGCGCAUCCCGCUGUCGAGCGCCGCCCCAGCCCCCUCGCGCGAGCACCCUACACCCCUCCCCUCGCUCGUCGUCCUCCUCGCGCGAGCGCCGCCACCGCCGGUUGGUCUCCCCUUCGACUCUCUCGCUCCCGACCGUUUCUCCUCCCAUCACCCCACGAACCGAUUCCGCCUUUUAGCUCCCCCUUUCAUCUCCUUAAUUUUCUCCAAUUCGCAAGCGAGGCAAAAAUCAAGGUAGGGCGACCGCCCUACCUUGCCCUACUGGAUCCUCCACCUGUGCUGAGGAGGUAGGCGUUGCUUGCUGGAAAUGGUGUUGGUAGUGAAGCAGCACCGCUGCACGCACUCGGCGAGCUGCGCUUGCAUCAAGGGCCACCUCAGCGAGGAUGCGCUGUUCCUAGUCUUCCGCCACAUGAACUGGAACCCCAGGCAAAUCGCCAUCCUCUCCUGCGUAUGCAAGUGGUUCGAUGAGGUUGCGAAACAGGUGCUUUGGAAGGAGUUCUGCCAUGCCAGGGCGCCGAAGAUGAUGCUGGAUUUGCAUUCAGAUGGCAGCCACAUUGUCGAUGGGAACUGGAAGGCGCUUGGGAAGCUGCUCAUCUAUUGUAAUGGCUGCACAAAAGGGGGGCUGUUCAGCAACGUUCAUGUCCCAGGACACUUUGUGUUUAGGACACGCUUUUCAAGGACUGCGGGCAAGAGCUUUCUGCCUGUGCAGUGUAGGAUGGAUGUCUUGUAUGUUUCGGAUCCGUGUGAGCAUCUUGACCAGGGGGAAGAAGGCGACUUGGGUUUCUUCCGUGGCAUCUUCAAGUCGUUUGCCACUUCAAGGGUCAAGAAGAUCUUGAUUGAGAAGCGGGCUAGGUUCCAUCCAAGGGAGGUGUGCCCCUAUUGUAAGGCUAAGCUAUGGAACAUGCUGCAGGCUGAUAUGAUGCCGGCAAGUGCUUCCGCCAGGCUGGGUGCUUACGAUGAUUCUGUGGAGUAUUUCGUAUGCCUGAAUGGACAUGUUAUUGGAUUGGGUACGCUUCUACCUCUCUCGGAUUCUGAUGGGGCAGCAGAGGAAUGAUCUUCAGGAACUUGAAUCAGAAUUGCAAGAGGCCGUUCAACCAUAGCAGGCUGUGCCACAGGGACCAUAAUUGGCCUUGGCCCUAUCUUGGACUGAAAUCUGUUUCUUCAAAAGUGAAGAAAUAUGUUCUGAAUAUAGCCUUUACUGGUGACAGGUUCGCAAGAUGGAAUUCCAGGGUUUGUGAAUGCCUUUUGCUGAAUGUUGGUUGUGUUUAACAGCGAGAAGGCAAGGGCGCAGCCAAACUACAGGGCGACAAGAAUGUGCAGUCUCCGUCCUGGUGCUUUGCAUCGGAUGAAAAUGUUGUUUUUACAUGUUCUCCUUUUUAUUUGUCGAUUCCCUGUUGUUCUCGUUAUUGUAAUCGACACAACAACCUGUCGUCCUGUCCUACAUGUGCUGACAUGUAUGAAGGCAUCAUGAGACCGAGGUGUAAAAUUGGUGCUCAUAUUAUUUGUGUGAUGUUCGUGAUUGCAUUAUUUCCGUUCA